This is a messenger RNA of Diplodia corticola, 654 nucleotides long. Its product is annotated as 60s ribosomal protein l10a. The record is from RefSeq and is a predicted model, not a curated record. NCBI's taxonomy places the organism in Eukaryota, Fungi, Ascomycota, Dothideomycetes, Botryosphaeriales, Botryosphaeriaceae. The transcript has 5 exons. Gene Ontology annotation, molecular function: RNA binding; structural constituent of ribosome. Bases 1 to 654 code for a protein of 217 amino acids. Gene Ontology annotation, cellular component: large ribosomal subunit. Gene Ontology annotation, biological process: translation.
AUGUCUAAGAUCACCGUCGCCGGCGUGCGCACCAACGUGCAGCAGCUCCUUGAGUACUCCAACGAGACCAAGAAGAGGAACUUCCUGGAGACCGUCGAGCUCCAGAUUGGUCUCAAGAACUAUGACCCCCAGCGUGACAAGCGUUUCUCGGGCACCGUCAAGCUCCCCAAGGUCCCGCGCCCCAACAUGGCCAUCUGCAUUCUCGGUGACCAGCACGAUAUCGAUCGUGCCAAGCACGGUGGUGUUGACGCCAUGAGCGCCGACGACCUGAAGAAGCUCAACAAGAACAAGAAGCUGAUCAAGAAGCUCGCUCGCAAGUACGAUGCUUUCAUCGCUUCCGACACCUUGAUCAAGCAGAUUCCCCGUCUCCUAGGUCCCGGUCUCUCCAAGGCCGGCAAGUUCCCCACGCCCGUCUCGCACGCUGAGAACCUGGGUGACAAGAUCACCGAGGUCAAGUCCACCAUCAAGUUCCAGCUGAAGAAGGUGCUCUGCAUGGGUGUCGCUGUCGGCAACGUCGAUAUGACCGAGGAUGAGCUGAUUGGCAACAUCAUGCUUGCCAUCAACUACCUCGUCUCCCUGCUGAAGAAGGGCUGGCAGAACGUUGGUAGCCUUACCAUCAAGGCUACCAUGUCUCCUCCCAAGCGCCUCUACUAG